Coffea eugenioides is the source of this 1245-nucleotide messenger RNA. Its product is annotated as protein CHLORORESPIRATORY REDUCTION 6, chloroplastic. Gene Ontology annotation, cellular component: chloroplast. The transcript has 4 exons. The record is from RefSeq and is a predicted model, not a curated record. Gene Ontology annotation, biological process: NAD(P)H dehydrogenase complex assembly. NCBI's taxonomy places the organism in Eukaryota, Viridiplantae, Streptophyta, Magnoliopsida, Gentianales, Rubiaceae. The coding region runs from base 131 to 907 and encodes 258 amino acids.
GAAGGGAGAUGGGGGGUAGACUGAAACAGAAACAGACAAAAAAGUGCAAAUGUCCCCAGUAGAAUGCUGCUCUGAGUUAUCCACGAGCGACGCACAUUCUAUUUUCCUUAGAUAGCAGAGAGACACAGCCAUGGCUUCCAUCAGACCUCUUUCUGCAUUCAAACAGCCCAUUCCCACUUUUGCUCCGUCAAUUUCCUAUAGACAGCAAUUGGAUUGCAUGCCUUCUUCUUCUUCAUCUUCUUCUAUCUAUCCUACGGCUUACUUUUACCUAAGCCGGCCUCAGGGACCAUCUUCUAUAUCUGUUGCAUUCAAUCCGUCAGGAAAGUACGACCUUUCUUUACAUGAUGAUGACGAACAAGAACAAGCAGACUUGCCGCCACCAAUUCCACCAACAGAAGGGAGAUAUGAGGUAGUGAUCGACAAUGACAUCAUACGACGACUCGAUUUGGUUCCCUUCCAAAGUGCAACGGGGAUUACUUCACCUUCCGAUGCUAAGCCAAAGGAGUUCCUUGAACGUACAAUUGGCUUCACCAUUAAUUACACAAGAGAAGAUCAAAACGACCCUCGAGAACUAUCAGAAUUCCCUGAUAUUAGGCUCUGGUUUGUCAGAGUUGACGCUGCUUAUCCAUGGCUCCCUGUUCUAUUGGACUGGCGAGCAGGUGAGCUUGCCCGUUAUGCUGCUAUGUUGGUUCCUCACCAGAUGAGUAUGAAGAAGGGAGUAGUUUUCAACCCAGAGGCACUAGCAUUGUUCGUCAUGAAAAAGGUUUUCAUUGUGUAUUCUUGGUUAAAGGAAAAUGACAUCCCGAUGCCUAGAUUGAAGACGAAGGACAUGGCCAGAAUGCUUGGAUUUGGAAUCGGGGAGGAGCUAUUUGACUUGAUUGAUGAACAAUCAACUUCCCCUUCAUAGAGUUAGAAGACAACAGCCCAUAUUGACCACAAACGACAGGAUAGAUAGUUAAAACACAUUUGCUACCUCUAUAAAAAAAAAUCCACUUUAUGGAUCAUGAAUUCGUCAACAUAUAAAGUAGUUCAAUUGAAGUAACGUCAAGAUCAUCAACAUAAUCCCAGUUAAGAGCAUCUUCCUUGUAGAAGGGAUACAGUUUCCCCAGUGCAACGCAUUCAGGGUUUCGUCAGCGAGGGACUCUGUUAGCUUCCGCAAAAGCACAUGCUGCAAAUUCCUCUUUAUCUUUCCCAUUGUAUUCAUCUUCCCAUAGCUGCGUUUCUACAACUUUUUUUCUUUUUUAA